AUGACUACAGAUGAAAAUCGGGCGGGAGAUGUUCGUCUGUCUUCUUCGGACCUUGAUUCAUCGCGGCACCGCUUGCAAACUUUCAUCCAAGAUGUCGACGCCACAGGCAGACUCAUCAUCGUCGGCGACGUGCACGGCCAUCUCGCUGAGCUGAAAAGUUUGCUGCAAAAAGUCUCGUAUGACAAGAACAAUGGAGACCAUCUCAUCUUUGUCGGUGACUUGGUCAACAAAGGCCUCGACAGCCCGGGCGUUGUGCAGCUGGCAAAAGACCUUGGCGCUAACGCCAUAAGAGGGAACAACGAGGACCGCGUUCUCGCUGCGCACAGCGCUCUCAAGAGGGGAGAUGGCCCAGGUAUCAUAGAGCAAUUGAGAAGACUGGCUUUAGAGGAGGAAAAGAAGACUGGAGAUCAACCAGCUCUCACCGAACCGAAAGCCGAUCUCAAGUCACUUGCAACAGAGGAUCUGAAGCCGUAUAGCGCCGAAAUUGAUUUUGCAACCGCAGCUACUCUUUCCGACGAGCAGGUUUCGUGGUUAGCCUCACAACCACUCAUCCUACGUAUCAAGUUAAAGAGGGGAGCAACCGCGCCGCCAUGGAACUCUGGGACACUUCUCGUCGCGCACGGUGGUCUGGUACCUUUACUUCCUCUGGAAGAACAAGAACCUUGGGCAGUCAUGAACAUGCGAGGCCUUGUGUAUCCAGACCCAGAUGCUAGUGUCACCGAUGAGGUUCGAGCAAGUCUGCUGAAAGGUGCCAAAUGCCGGGCUCGACGAUAUGCCGCGUUUGAAGAUGUUACGGAUGACGAACUCAAAGCUAAACUAGCGAGAAUGGCAGACUUGGUCAAGAACGGUGAAGGCUUUAGCGGUGAGUACAAAGAAGGGAAGAUCGGAUUUCCUUUGGAACAUCGUGAAGGAGAUUGGUGGAUCGAUGCUUGGAAUAGAUGGCAGAACUCGAUAGAGGAUGCUGAGCAGCGCAGUGUUGUCGUCUACGGUCAUGAUGCUAGAGUUGGACUUCAAGUCGGGGCAGAGGAGACUAUAUCGGAGAAGGGUGAUUCACCCAAGGCUGCAAGAUAUACUUACGGUCUUGAUUCCGGGUGUGCGUAUGAUAGAAGCUUAACAGCGAUGGUUAUCAGUGAGAAGGAGGACGGCGAGGGCUGGUCGCAUUCGAUAGUGCAGGUCGAUGUUGUAAAGGAAGACAAAGAGGAGCAGAACGUCUAG
Molecule: messenger RNA, 1215 nt
Organism: Fusarium sp. VM40
Lineage: Eukaryota; Fungi; Ascomycota; Sordariomycetes; Hypocreales; Nectriaceae
Source: the annotation of a GenBank genome assembly